Messenger RNA from Hippoglossus stenolepis (Pacific halibut), 2172 nucleotides. It is a transcript of the gene ak8, whose product is annotated as adenylate kinase 8. The coding region runs from base 523 to 1830 and encodes 435 amino acids. Gene Ontology annotation, cellular component: cytoplasm. Gene Ontology annotation, biological process: nucleoside triphosphate biosynthetic process. The record is from RefSeq and is a predicted model, not a curated record. NCBI's taxonomy places the organism in Eukaryota, Metazoa, Chordata, Actinopteri, Pleuronectiformes, Pleuronectidae. The transcript is spliced from 15 exons. Gene Ontology annotation, molecular function: AMP kinase activity; ATP binding; nucleoside diphosphate kinase activity.
GAAUUGUAAAUGAUUUUGUUAUGAAAUACGUUAAGCUUGUAUCCCCUGACUUCAGAAGGUCCCUCGGUCACAUCGACUGCUGGACGCAGCAAACCUUUUCCCUCCAUUUUCUCUUGGAAAAUCAGUUUUGAAGCGCAAUGAAUCCUGGGACAUGUGGGGCCCGGAAGGAUCCCCUCGGUGGAGCCUCCGCUGCUCGGGGGUGGAAGGACAUGGGGAGGAGCCUAGGAAUCAGUCUCGUCGCGCGGCUGUGACGUGAUUAGGAAUGCGGCUGAAUCACCUCGACUCCUUCAUGGCGUUGCUAGGAAACGGCCACAGUUCCGCCCUUGACGCGCUCUGAUGAUGUUGUACCCUAGCAACGAGCAGACGCUCCAUAGCAACCGGCUGUAAACGUCUGGUUAGUCUCAUGUUAGUUUGAUCUAGUGGUUUGAAGUUAGUUAAGUUAGUUUUUAACUAACCGGACCUGUUUGUGUUCCCGCCAUUUGACUGACGAACAGGAAGUGAACUCAGCUGUUCAGGAGACUGAUGGAGAAGAUGGUGAAGCCUCUGAUUCCUCCUCACAUGUCGGUUUAUGCCGACAAACAUGGCGUCUUCCACCUGCUGCAGAGCUUGGUGUCCAGUGUGUUGACUGAUCAGCCUGAUGAUCCGGUCUCUUACCUGAUCUCAGUUCUUCAGAGGAGCAGCUUCAACAUUCCCAGGAUCAUGGUGCUCGGUCCUCCAGCUGUAGGGAAACACACCGUGGCAUCGAAACUGAGCGCUGAGCUGAGAGCUGUUCAUGUGACCCCCGAGAGUUUAUUGAAGGACCAAUCAGAGCUGAGCACACAGCUUCCUGUCGAGCAGCGUGUUCAUCAGAGACUGAGGGAGGUCGACUGUUUCAACAGGGGCUGGGUUCUGGAGGGAAUCCCUCAGACUCGUCUUCAGGCUCUGACUCUUCAACAGGCCGGAGUCGUCCCUGAUCACGUUGUGAUACUGGAGGCUUCUGAUGAUGUGUUGUUGGAGAGGAGGGAGGGGAAGCUGGUCGACCCACUGACAGGAGACGUGUACCAUCAGACUUUCAUCUGGCAGGCCAAUGACAUCAUCGCCCAGCGUCUGGAGAAGGGGCGGGGCCCAUCAGAGACGCAGUACCUAGCUGAGCUGCAGCGUUUCCGCGGCGAGGUCACAGGUCUUAGAUCAGCCUAUCAGCACGUCCUGAAGAUCAUCAACAGUGACCAACCACACGCUGACGUCUACCAACAAGUGCUGGCUUUUGUCCGGACUCGACAUCGCUCCAGGACUCCUAGAAUCCUCCUGCUGGGUCCACCUGGGUCGGGGAAGAGUCACCAGGCCAGACUGCUGUCAGAGAAAUACAAGAUGCUGGAUGUGUGUUGUGAUCAGCUGAUCAGCUCCGCAGCAGCUGAUGGUUCAAGCCUUGGAGAAAAGAUUCAAUCAUAUCUGGAUGAUGAACAACCAGCUCCAGACGACCUGGUGCUGCAGGUUCUGGAGCGACAUCUGAGCCAAGUAGACUUUAGCAGCAGAGGCUGGAUCCUGCACGGGUUCCCCCGAGACCUGCAGGGGGCGCUGAGGCUGCAGGAGUCCCAGCACCAGCCCAACAGAGUUUUCUUCCUGGAGCUGACGGACGACGUCUGUGUGGAGAGAAUCAGUCUGAGAGCGACAGACCCAGUGAGCGGAGAAAGGUUUCACGCUGUGACUCGACCGGCUCUGAGCUCUGAGAUCCAGAACAGACUGGAGACCAGACCAGAGGACAGAACUCACACUGUGACACACACUCUGAACCAGUGCAGGACACACACUGCUGCUCUGCAGGCUCUGGAGAGCAGAUUAAAUUCUGUCUGAGAAGAGGACUCACCUGGACUCACCUGGACUCAUCUGGACUCACCCGGACUCACCCGGACUCAUCUGGACUCACCCGGACUCAUCUGGACUCACCCGGACUCACCCGGACUCAUCUGGACUCACCCGGACUCAUCUGGACUCACCCGGACUCACCCGGACUCAUCUGGACUCACCAGGACUCAUCUGGACUCACCCGGACUCACCCGGACUCAUCUGGACUCACCCGGACUCAUCUGGACUCACCCGGACUCACCCAGACUCACCCGGACUCACCCGGGUCACAUAUGUAAUGUUGUUGGUUUGUUCUAAAACAUAAAUAACCAGUUGGUUCUGUUUUGAGUU